CUAAUUUUUUCUUCGUCCGCAUUGACCUCUGUCCCUUUAAAUCGUUUAAUUCAUUUGCCGACGUAUAUUUCUCGCAGCUAUAACGGCAUUGAUGCGCACCUUGCCGUCUCGGAACAUCACAGCAGCACUGGUUUUGUGAAAGACGGACAAAAAUGGCAAUAUUAACGCCUCUUUUCGCGUUUCUGUAUCAUUUGCCACAAGUGUACAAAUGGCUACUAAGACCCUACUAUGUAGCUUCGUUAUUUAUGUGUCUCGCGUUUUUGGCGAUCCGCAAAACGCCUGGGAUUUGUGAACAUCUUUCGACGCAGCGGGAGGAUGGCAAUUCGUGCGAUUUCGACUGGAGGGAGGUCGAGAUAUUGAUGUUUCUUAGUGCUAUAGUCAUGAUGAAGAACAGAAGAGCAAUCACAGUUGAGCAGCAUGUGGGCAACAUUAUCCUCUUCAGUAAAGUGGCCAAUGUGAUUCUGUUCUUCAGACUGGACAUACGUUUGGGGCUUCUCUACUUGACCCUGUGCAUUGUUUUCCUGAUGACCUGCAAACCUCCACUGUACAUGGGCCCAGAAUACAUCAAGUACUUCAGUGAUAAAACCAUUGAUGAGGAGUUGGAGAAGGACCACAGGGUGACCUGGCUUGUGGAGUUUUUUGCUAACUGGUCACCAGAAUGUCAGUCUUUCGCCUCUGUCUUUGCCGAUCUCUCCUUGAAGUACAACUGUGCAGGGCUUAAAUUCGGGAAAGUGGAUAUUGGGCGCUACAGUGAAGUGUCUAAGAAGUAUAGGGUCAGCACCUCUCCUCUCUCAAAGCAGUUGCCUUCUCUUGUGGUCUUCCAGGGGGGAAAAGAAAUUAUGAGGCGCCCUCAGGUGGACAAGAAGGGAAGGGCAGUGUCAUGGACCUUUACGGAGGAAAAUAUCAUCCGAGAGUUUAACCUCAAUGAGCUGUACCAGAAGUCCAAGAAGCUCAACAAGACCAAAGGAGAGAAGAGCGAGCUGCCCAUUGAACCUGUGUUUUCCCCUGUGCCUGAAGAGGAGGAACCUGAGGCUGAAACCAUCAGCGCGAUGGACACAGAAAGCAAGAAGGACAAAUAGACUGUGCAUGUGCUACUGAAGAGCGCUGUGAUGUUAGAAUGGGACUGGAUGAUAUUUUGCUAAUGUUCAGUGUGCAAAGUUUUCACCUAGUUGAACAAACAGAAUGACCGUUUUCUUUUACUGUAUAACAUAGUUUAAUUUAAUAGCAAAAUCAGUCUACUAGCAAAUAAAUAAUAAUAAUAAUACACAUUUUGUAUGCUCUGUGCUCGGACAUCCCAACAGUCAUCAUUCAGAAUCUGAACAGGGCAUUGAUGAUUCUGUCACUGUCAGAUGUGUUAAUAUUUAAGUUAAACAUAAUUUAAUAUUGGACAUCUACCUCUAAUAUAUUUUAAUAAUUGAUUUUUUAGUAAGGGGUUAUUGUGUGCUGCAAAGGCAUCACUAUUGGGAUCUAAAUCUUUUCGGUUCUUUUAUUACUGCACUAUUAAUAUCAUUCCUUUUUUUAAUCAAAAGUCACUCCUUUUCUGUUAAAUCUACUAAUUUAUUUAAUACCCCUGUUGGCUUGUACUGGCUAGCUACUGGUUUCUGUGAUAUUUAAAGGGACAGUCUUUCAGUUUAUGCUAACAAUUGUUUUCUUUUCGUGAAAAUCUUUCACAUUAUGUCUUAAAAGUAUUCAAAUCAUUGCUAACUCGACUUGAGUUUUUCAGACGGAAUACUGCUAUACAAGUCUUAUUACUUGUUUUUGUGUAUUUUUUAUUAUUUUUAUUUGGCACUGAAAUAUACGUGCCUUUAACAUUUCAUUUUUAUUUUACACUGACAGGCACAGACGAAAGCUGCAGGCAGUCUUUAUGUUAUUCUACAACUUUUACUGUCGAUGUUGGACGCUGUAAUUGUCAUUAUCUUAAUGCAGAACCUUCUUAUAAUCCACAGAUUAUAAAAGCAACAUUGUUCUUGUGCCCGUUAUGGUUUUCACUAAUCUUUGUCAAUGAAUCGAUUGUCUAGAAUAUGAAGUGUUUUGAGUGGUUGUCGAUGGAUGUUUUUCAAAUAAACCACUCUGUUGUUCA
Molecule: messenger RNA, 2080 nt
Organism: Paramisgurnus dabryanus
Lineage: Eukaryota; Metazoa; Chordata; Actinopteri; Cypriniformes; Cobitidae
Gene: tmx2b
Product: thioredoxin-related transmembrane protein 2b
Biological process (GO): brain development
Cellular component (GO): membrane-bounded organelle
Molecular function (GO): disulfide oxidoreductase activity
Source: RefSeq, a predicted model, not a curated record